Molecule: messenger RNA, 3112 nt
Organism: Acromyrmex echinatior (Panamanian leafcutter ant)
Lineage: Eukaryota; Metazoa; Arthropoda; Insecta; Hymenoptera; Formicidae
Gene: Mad
Product: mothers against decapentaplegic homolog 1
Biological process (GO): regulation of transcription by RNA polymerase II; anatomical structure morphogenesis; SMAD protein signal transduction
Cellular component (GO): heteromeric SMAD protein complex
Molecular function (GO): DNA-binding transcription factor activity, RNA polymerase II-specific; RNA polymerase II cis-regulatory region sequence-specific DNA binding; I-SMAD binding
Source: RefSeq, a predicted model, not a curated record
CGUCGAGUAAACAUUGAUUCGUGCAUUAUCGCCGCGUGCGAGGUGAACGUGUGUUCGUAUCGCUGUUGUGAAACUGACGAAAAUCGAAUAAUCGAUCGGAUUGUUUCAAGACUAUUAACACAUUUCGUGAAACAAGACGAAGUGUUCGUUACGCCUCUAUGAGUCGACCGUUGGAAAUUCGAAAGGUCUAAUCCGCGUUUCGUCGUUCGAUCGUCGUCGUCGUGAGUAGUUUGCGCUCGAACGUUGCCAGAAUGGCAAUGGUGAAGGAUCGUAGGCGUAGCAGCGCGGGAUGGCCAUGCGUCACGGUGUGACAUUGAUUCGAGAUCGAUCUCCCAACAUCGUUGCCGUUUCACGUAAUUGUCCAUCGGUUGACUCGUGCCUGUGGCCAGCCAGUCUCGGCAGUCGAACAGCGCAAUCGAUAAUCCCUGCGAGCACUUUUUGCGCUGGGCGCGAGAUCGUAAUGGCGAGAGCGUGGCGUCGAUGGACGAUAGGCGGCAAGAGUGGGAGACAGUGGUAAAAAAAACAAUGCUGAAUCGCUAGGCAGCGCGUAAGUGAACGUUGCGGGCGGAGGCGCGUAUCGUCGGAGCACCGAAACUUUUCGUAAAGUAUAAGAGAAUCAAUCGAACAAUCCUUCGUUUCAUGAAAGGGCAAGACUCUUAUUAAUUGGCUGCGUUCAGGAAAAGAAGCAUCUUUACAACUGUUGUAAGAAUCUUUCAUAUGAUUGGUUUUAUAUUUAAAUCUGGCAAAGAACUGAGGACAAUAGCCAAUCCUUUUAAAAGGUCUGUUCGUUCUGCUUGAAGUCUCUCAAAUUUAAAAUGAGAUAAACAUAUUCUAGCGUUGAAGGGUAAGAAAGUGAUAAUGAGUGCAAAAAGUGCAAACAAUGCGAACAGACCUGAAGUAUCUUACAACUUUACAACAAUUGUAGAACUGCUGUUUCUACUGAACUCAGUUAUAAGUUAUCUUAUAGUUUGUGCAUUGUACGUUAUGCAAAGGUCUGUGCUCCGGUCUUAUCGGCGAGCGCGAUGCUCCCGCAUGCCGAUUCGGGGAAGGGUGUAGUCCCGGCGCGCGUUUCCGGCGCGUCAGGUUCUUCUCUCCUUUUUUUUCCCCUCUUCUCGCCGCGAUGAUGUGUUCGACGUUCGCACUCGUUUGAAAACGCGUCAUCCGCACCCGCAAAACGUGAAUUCACUGACGCAUGACGUUUUAUUAAAUAAGUGUAACGAAAACAGGAAACGGAACAUAUCCGGAACUCCGAAUAUUGCUGACGAAGAUUUUUUAUAGAUGUAGACAAGGAUAUUAUGCAUACCCGCUACAUCUAAUUGAUACAUUACCUUUUAAAUAUGGAUGACGAAGAAGGAACUUCGAGUUCUGGACCUAUGUCUUCAUUAAACAGCUUGUUUUCAUUCACCAGUCCCGCCGUGAAAAAAUUGCUCGGUUGGAAGCAAGGUGAUGAGGAGGAGAAAUGGGCUGAGAAAGCAGUGGAUUCGUUGGUGAAGAAACUGAAGAAGCGCAAAGGCGCGAUCGAAGAACUGGAACGAGCACUAAGCUGCCCUGGAACGCCAAGUAAAUGCGUGACGAUUCCUAGAAGCUUAGAUGGCAGAUUGCAGGUUUCGCAUCGCAAAGGCUUGCCGCAUGUGAUAUAUUGUAGAGUUUGGCGCUGGCCAGAUCUCCAGUCACAUCAUGAAUUGAAACCGCUAGACUUGUGUCAGUUUCCGUUUUCUGCCAAGCAGAAGGAAGUCUGCAUCAAUCCUUAUCAUUACAAAAGGGUGGAGAGCCCGGUUUUGCCACCGGUGUUGGUUCCUAGACACUCGGAAUAUGCUCCCGGCCAUUCUCUGUUGCCAUUUCAGCAAUUGGCCGACCCAAGCAUGCCACACAACGUGUCCUAUACAUCUAGCGGUUUCAACGCCGGUUCUACGAGUGGCGUCAAUCCAACGUCACCCAUGUCCUCUGUCGGUUCCGUACCCAGUCCAGGGAGCACGACUUUGCCGAAUCCUCAAAGUCCAUACGGUACCAAUGGAUUACCAGAGACACCACCGCCAGCAUAUUCUCCUCCAGAGGAUGGCUCUCAAACUGGGCAAACCACAUCCUCGGAUUCAGUUCCGAUGGAUACAAGCACGUCAAUUGAAUCAGCUACACCUGUGUGUUACCAAGAACCACCUUACUGGGCCUCAAUCGCUUAUUACGAGCUAAAUUGUCGAGUGGGUGAAGUAUUUCACUGUCAUUCGCACUCCGUGAUUAUUGACGGCUUUACAAAUCCGAGCAACAACUCCGAUCGCUUCUGCCUUGGACAACUGUCUAAUGUAAAUCGAAAUUCUACGAUAGAGAAUACGAGGCGACAUAUAGGCAAAGGAGUGCAUCUGUAUUACGUCGGCGGAGAAGUUUAUGCCGAGUGCCUCUCGGAUUCUGCGAUAUUUGUACAGUCUAGGAAUUGUAAUCAUCAUCAUGGCUUUCAUCCCAGCACAGUUUGUAAAAUUCCACCGGGAUGCUCAUUGAAGAUAUUUAACAAUCAAGAAUUUGCCCAACUUCUAUCGCAAAGCGUAAAUCAUGGUUUUGAAGCUGUCUAUGAAUUAACAAAGAUGUGUACGAUUAGAAUGUCUUUCGUGAAGGGAUGGGGUGCGGAAUAUCAUAGGCAGGAUGUUACCUCAACUCCCUGUUGGAUCGAAGCACAUUUGCAUGGACCUUUGCAAUGGUUGGACAAAGUGUUAACGCAGAUGGGUCCACCUCACAACGCCAUAAGUUCUGUAUCAUAAGUAACAUGCACGCAUCAUAGAGAUUUGUUUUAAGAUAAAAAGACAAUUAGUCUCGAUGCACUUUUAAAAGUUCAAAUAUAGGCUGUAUUUGCCACAUAUGUGAGAAUUACGGAAAUUGUGCACGGACGAAAUACAGUUACAGUAAGUUGCCCUAUGUUAUACUUACAUUAAAAUAAUAUCUAAUGAAGAAAAAUGAUAAUGAAAUGAACGAGAGAUGUAAUGUUUGAAAGAGAUAUAAAAACUCACGAGAAAUGUUAUGCAAAAGAAAAAUAUUUAAAAAUGGUGAUCUCUGGGAGUUAUCGUGUAUACAUUUAGACGCUAUAAAAAUUCUUUGACUGUUACAUAAGGACAGAAUUAUAUAUAUA